AUGGCGAAUUUCUUUCAAGGCAAUCCGUUCAGCACCCAAGUGGGUCAGCUGAUAGAGAAGGGGACAGAUGGGACCCAAGACUCUGAGAACUGGGCACUGUUUAUGGAAGUGUGUGAUAUCAUCAACGAAACAACAGAUGGGCCCAAGGAUGCCAUUAGAGCCAUCAAGAAAAGGUUGAAUAACAAUGUAAAAAAUUCCUUAGUUUUACAUUAUACUCUCACAUUGUUAGAAACAUGUGUGAAGAACUGCGGGAAGAGGUUUCAUGUCCAAGUAGCAAAUAAAGACUUCCUCCAUGAUAUUGUCAAGAUCAUCGGUCCCAAGAACAACCCAUCAGAACAGGUGCAAGAAAAAGUACUCAGUCUUAUCCAGACCUGGGCAGAUGCUUUCCGAGGACAGCCUGAUCUAAAGGAGGUGGAGAAAACCUACGCAGAUCUGAAAAGCAAAGGGAUUGAGUUCCCUAUGACUGAUUUGGAUGCCCUUGCACCCAUACAUACACCAGCUAGGAGUGUUCCAGAGCCUGAGCAGCCAGCCUAUCAGCCACCACAACAGCCAGUGUCCCCACAGCAUCAGCAGGUCGCCCCACAGCAGAGACCGCAAGGACAAGGACAGCCGCCCACGAUGAUGUCGACGGGCCCUGUGAACCCCAGUGCAGAGCAGCUGGCCAAGUUGAGGAGUGAACUUGAUGUUGUCCAGGGCAAUCUGAAGGUGUUUGGUGAGAUGCUCACUGAGAUGACCCCCGGACAAGAGGACCCGUCUGACUUAGAAUUAUUGCAAGAAUUGAAUAGAACAUGUCGGCAGAUGCAACAAAGAAUCGUAGAGUUAUUAGACAGAGUGGCAAAUGAAGAGGUCACCGGUGAAUUAUUACGAGUUAAUGACGACCUGAAUAAUAUGUUUAUCCGGUAUGAGCGGUUUGAACGGUACCGGACAGGAAACCCUGGGCAGACGCCAGACAAUGAAGAUGAGAAAGAAUACCCCCCUCCAACGACAGUAGCUCCUCCACCUCCAUAUUCUGCUGCAAUGAUGACAAAUGAGGCACCUCCAUUGAUUGAUCUUGGCAGUGAAGGUCAGCAGACUAAUGAAUUGACGUCACAACUUGCGGGAAUGAAUCUUAGUGGUGGUAGUGUUAGCGGUACCCUUGGACAGAUGCCCACCAUGGCUGCUACCAACUCAUCUCCUUCCAACAAUCUUUUGGAUGAAUUUGAUAUGUUUGCCGCCUCUCGGCAGUCGUUUGAUCAGAAUAAACCAAUGAAUGUGACAUCAGUGUACUCUAACCAAGAACAACCACAUGAGGUCCAUACUGGGAUAUCGUCAGCUGUUAAUGCAAAAAACCAAAAUUAUGGAAAUAAUGUUGAACAGACACUUGAUGUGUAUGGGCUUUUGGACAACGAAAGGGAUUUGGAUGAAAUGGACGAUUGGGUGCAGAAAGAUAAGGAAAUACCUGGCCAGGAUGAAGAGGGUGUGACCAGUGCAGAGUUUGAUAAGUUUCUGGCCGAGAGAGCAUCUGUGGUGGACACUUUACCAGAUGUUCCCGAUCAUGAUCCGACACCUGGUGGCAACGUGCCUCCUCGACCCAACAGACAACUACAGAAAGAAGACCAAGAGAAUGCCAUGUUUGCGCUUUAGGGUAACCCAUGUGAUAAUAGUUUGCCAAGAGGCUUCAUUUGAAAAGGUUUCUGUAGAUGGAUUGUGUUAGCAGUACAUUCAGUAUGCAUCUACGUGUAUUUAAUAAUACUGUUGUUGGGAACAUUGUCGGCCCAUAACAUGUAAUCUUGACCGUGUGGGGUUGUUGUUCAUACUUGAGCCUCUGAUGAGAGUUCAUGGGUUCAGUUCUGCACUGACCCCUUUCAAUCCUAUUCUUAUUCAGAAACCUUUUGAAAUUUUGGCUGGUAUUUCUCCAUAUCUGAUGGUUUUAGAGGUGCAGCAAGGAGAGAAGUGCAAUUUAUGUUCAAUCUAUGAAUGAGAGAAGUAGAAUAUUUGAUUGAUAUUUCUCUUUUCUCUCUUAAAAAUCUGGUGUCUUCAUGGAUGAGAAAAUUAAGCAAAAGGUUGAUUUUAAGAGGGCUAGUUGUGUGCUGAGUAAGACUCAACUUAGUAGCUCAUUUAAUCAGCGGUAUGAAUAUAUCUCUACAUGUAAAUAGAAUGAUUCUAAUUUUGACCGAACAGUGCUAAAAUGAGAUCACAUUAACAUCAGCGAUUUGUAACGAUUAUUUCACAAGUGUCACUUGUACUUGGAAAUGUUUGAGAGUUCUGGUGUGUGAGAAUAGAGUUUUAAAUGGAUGUGAUUUGAGGGAAUGGCACCAUUGACACCCUUUCAAAAAGUUCAAUUUUUGGCAAAACAAAUUUCAAAUCCAUGCUCCUUUGCCCUUGGGGUAAAGACCUCCAUUGCCCAUUGUCCUCAGUCAAUUUACCGUAGGCAAAAUUUUGCCAACAUGGCAAUCUGAGACUUGUAAAUAUUGUAUAAUGUAUCUUUAUAUAUAGCUUACACUGUAGAUCAGUUCAAUGUGUGUCCAUAACGUGCCUUCUGUGAUGUAUAUGUUGUUGUCAUGGUCUUCUAACGACAGAAAGUUUCAUACUGUUGGGAUAUGACUUACUACAUGUUUAUGUGACGUGGUAUGGCUAUUGUGUCAUCAAGAAGCCAGUGAUACUGCUUUGUAAGUACAUAGUCUUGUCUGACUGCCUGGCAGUUCAAAGCGUAUUUGUGGCGAUGGGGCAAAAGUCAUCAAGAUAUUAGGCCCGGAGAGUGUAUUUCAGCUACGUAUCAGUAUCCUGGAGGAAAGUACAGUCACGUGCCUGAUGAAUGGUGUGAGAUGUGGCCUCAACUCAAUUUCCUCAAAUUAGGAAUUUACUUCUCGCAUUGAUUUUGAUAUGUGUGAUUUUCAAAAACAAUUCAGAAUUUGUAUUUUUUUCUCUUCGUUCAUGGCAAUCCAUCUUGAAGAGGCUGAUACUGUUACCAGUUGUUGAGAAUAACUUGUCUGUUUUCCUUUGCUGAUCUCAGAACAUUUGAUGUGUUCUUAAGUUGGUUGGUGAAGCUUAGGAUAUCAAGAGCAGAUAUUUGGUCAACAUAAGAUAGGGUGACUUUAGAACUGCCAUUCAUAUUCUAUCUCCAGCAUGUUCAAAUUGUGGCUUGGCUCUCAUUGCAGUGACGGCUUUUUGAAUAUUCUGUAUAUCGUAAAACAUGUGCUUUAAGUAUAUAUAUUCGGUGUAAAUUAUGCAAAAAUUAUAAUUGAAUGUAAUUUUUACUUUUUGCUAGAAAUUUAUUAGGCGCACAGCAGUGAGUGUUCUGUUGUAUCCAGGUACAGGCAACCUUUCGACUGGGUUGGUGUUCGGGCUCAUUCUCAAUCUCCAUUGAUCAGAAAUUGUUUGGCUUAUGUUCAAGCAAGUACAUGUAUGCUCCUCUGUGCCAGGCCAUGGCCAUGGCAUGUGUGGUGAUGAAAGGCUUUAUUAUGAAAAUUCUGCUUUAACAUCAGUAAUUGGUCACAAAGUGAUGUGCUUAGUUUAUUGGUACUUCCUUCAUGUAGCAGUUGGGUAGAUUAGGGGGGUAUCAUUUUGCACAAAAUAGCAGGAGAUUUCAGUGAAUGACGAGAUGUAUUUGGCAUAUGUAUAAAUUAUGCCUGUGGGAAUCCUGCAUCAUCAUUCAUCAUUCAUAAGUGUCAUAAUUUGUAUAUAUGCAUUUUCAAUUCUUUUUUCAAAUUUAUUUCUAAUUUUCAUCAUGGCUAAUAUUCAGUAUAAAAUUAAAAUGCUGUUAUUCUGAGCAUGUAUCUUGGAUAUUGGAUAUAAUACGAGUGGUCACAGUUAUAUGUAUAUGUAUAAUACCCCAUUUCGUUGUCAGCUACUUAACCUCACUUUUCUUUCUGUGCAAACAUGGCAAACUCUAUCAUACACUAUCCAUUUGAUAUUGCCACUGACUUAAGAACUGGAAAAUGUAAGGUUGACCUGGUGAGAUGAUAACUAUAUCUUGGAAAUGUAUUCACACAUGACAAUUCAAUUUGUGGUGUUUAAAACACCCAGAUGUGUUACAGGUUCUUUAGAAAGAGGUUCAGAGAGAAGUAUCUAGAUAAUAUUGACCAAAACUGUUGAAGUUACAUGGUGGCAAAGAUGGUGGUCCUAGCUGAGAUUAGACUUUCCUCGCCUUUGAUAAUCACCGACACAGAACAAACUGGUAACCUCGGGUGAGAAUCUUGUUAUAAGCUUUUGGAAAUUCCUCGAGCCCACCUUGCUAUUCAUGACAUGAUCACCACUAUUGCACCGUCAGGCCUCCAUUAAAACCAGUAAACCUCUUGAAGUGAGCGCAGAUUUGAGAGUAAAAACAUCACCAAGUAGAGCACAUUUCAAGGUUACCUGACUUCUGAGUCUGGUUGUUUAAAGCAAGUUUGGUCACUAUGCAACUAAGCGUUAACUUAAUUUGGUGAUUUCUCCUUCAUUUAAGUCCAUAAGAUUCAACACCAGCAUUAGUGACUCGACUUGUUUUGAAGAACCGGGCCCUGUUCUGGAAAUGUUCCCAGAAUGUUUUGAUGGAUAAUGUAACUAUUGUGAUUGAAAGAGAAUGUGUGGCUUCACAACAGCUUUUGAUAUUUCAUAUUUAUCACGUUCAGUAGGCCUUAAUUUAAAAAGUUGUGAACUAUGGGAAUAAAGAGGUAAUGCAUCAGCAUUAUGUUGUAUAGAA
This is a messenger RNA of Lineus longissimus, 4660 nucleotides long. Its product is annotated as TOM1-like protein 2. Bases 1 to 1623 code for a protein of 540 amino acids. Gene Ontology annotation, cellular component: endosome; membrane. The record is from RefSeq and is a predicted model, not a curated record. Gene Ontology annotation, molecular function: phosphatidylinositol binding; ubiquitin binding; clathrin binding. The transcript has 14 exons. NCBI's taxonomy places the organism in Eukaryota, Metazoa, Nemertea, Pilidiophora, Heteronemertea, Lineidae. Gene Ontology annotation, biological process: signal transduction.